Molecule: messenger RNA, 546 nt
Organism: Diospyros lotus (date-plum)
Lineage: Eukaryota; Viridiplantae; Streptophyta; Magnoliopsida; Ericales; Ebenaceae
Product: IN2-2 protein-like
Exons: 3
Coding region: 64-546 (160 amino acids)
Cellular component (GO): cytoplasm
Source: RefSeq, a predicted model, not a curated record
AGAGCUACUGAGAUCGGGAGGAAGGAAGAGGAACGGUUUUGAGCAGCGGAGGAAGAAGGAGAAAUGGCACAAGUGAAGAGGAUUAAGCUCGGAUCGCAAGGCCUCGAGGUCUCGGCGCAGGGCCUCGGGUGCAUGGGGAUGUCGGCGUUCUACGGCCCUCCGAAGCCGGAAGAAGACAUGAUCAAGCUCAUCCACCACGCCGUCGACACCGGCAUCACGCUCCUCGACACCUCCGGUAGCAACGGCCGUCACACCAACGAGAUCUUCCUCGGCAAGGCGUUGAAGGGAGAAAUCAGGAAGAAGGUUCAGCUGGCGACCAAAUUCGGCAUCAGCUUUGCUCCGGACAGGAAGAGGAUCAUGAGGGGCGAUCCGACCUACAUCCGGAAGGCUUGCCAGGCCAGCUUGAAGCGGCUCGGCACCGAUUACAUCGAUCUCUACUUUCAGCACCGUGUCGACACCAAAGUUCCUAUUGAAACCACGGUUUGGCCACUUUUCCCCCAUUUUUCCUUUACUUUCCCUCAGAAACCAACUGCUCGUAGAAUAUGA